GAGAGAGAGCGAGAGAGCGGGAGAGCAAGGGGCUAAGGACCGGGAGGUAGAGUGCGCGAGAGUCCGCGGGGCAUGCGGUCCCGGCUUUGCUGCUUUUGAGACCCGGGAUGGGCCUCGUGGGGAGUCGCUUGAGCGCGGAGGCCGAUGGCGGCCAGCAGCAACAUCAACAGCAGCAGCGAAACGCCGCCACCACCACCGCCACCGCCACCGCCACCGCCGCCGCCGUCGCCGUCACUCCGUUCGCGAGCGGCGGCGGCGGCGUCAAGGGAUGCCAAGCCCCUUACCUCCAGACCGGCGGGCCCAACCUUUCGGCAACCGGUUCGCAGCACACGAGGAGCGGGAGCGUAAGGGCCGCUCCGAGGCAGCCGAUGCCCGACACCCAGGAGCUCGAGCGCCGGUUCACCAAAGUCCUGGCCUCGAUGGACCUUCCUCCGGACAAGGCGAAGCUUCUGAAGCAGUAUGACAAUGAGAAGAAAUGGGACAUCAUAUGUGAUCAAGAGAGAGUACAAGCUAAAGAUCCGCCGUCUCACUACCUGGGGAAGCUACGGACCUACUUGGACCCGAAGGCAUCGAGGAGCCAUCGAAAGAGAAAGAUGGUGGGCGAGUCGACGUCGACCCAAGUACUACGGGACUUGGAAAUCUCGCUUCGCACAAAUCACAUCGAAUGGGUCAGAGAAUUCCUGGACGAGGAGAAUCAAGGCCUGGACGCUCUGAUAGACUACCUCAGCUUCAGAUUACUGAUGAUGCGGCACGAGCAGCGGCUCCUCGAGUCGAGAGCCAAUUCCGAGGAGAGAAUCCAGUCGACAACGGGUACGAGCGAGACAGCGCAGCUGAACAAUGGCUGCCUCAGGCCACCGCUUCACGAGCUCAAGGACAGUCCCGGGGUGAAGAGGCGCUCACGACAUGUGGCGCGGCUCAACAUGGGGGAGGCUAAGGAUGACAUCCAUGUGUGCAUACUCUGCAUGCGAGCCAUCAUGAAUAAUAAGUAUGGAUUCAACAUGGUGAUUCAGCACCGGGAGGCCAUCAAUUGCAUCGCCCUGAGCCUGAUGCACAAGAGCCUGAGGACGAAAGCCCUCGUGCUGGAAUUGCUGGCGGCCAUCUGCCUCGUGAAAGGAGGCCACGAGAUCAUACUCUCGGCGUUCGACAACUUCAAGGAGGUCUGCUCGGAGAGGCGGAGAUUUACGACCCUCAUGGAGUACUUUACCCAAUACGACAGCUUCCACAUCGAGUUCAUGGUGGCUUGUAUGCAGUUCGUCAACAUCGUCGUUCACUCGGUCGACGACAUGAACUUCAGGGUCCACUUGCAGUACGAAUUUACGAAGCUCGGCCUUGACGAGUACUUGGAGAAGCUCAGGCACACUGAGAGCGAGGAUUUGCAGGUUCAAAUCUCAGCUUACUUAGACAAUGUAUUCGACGUAGCCGCCCUGAUGGAGGACAGCGAAACGAAAACCGCCGCCUUAGAAAAAGUAGCCGAAUUGGAGGACGAGCUUGGUCACGCACACGACCGGAUGGCCGAGCUAGAGCGCGAAUCCCUAGCGAAAUUGGCCGAACUCGAAACCGAACUCGGCGCAAUGAAAGUCGAGUACGCGGACGCACUCGAAACUCGUAGACUAGUCGAGGAGGAGCUCGCCGCCCUGAAAAGACAGAAGCAAGACUCCGCGAGGAGGCAGAGCGUCUUAGAAAAUAAAAUAAUGGAGCUGGAAACUCUGACGGGUACACUAACGAAAGGAGCAUCAGUUGCCAACAUGCGCAAUGGAUCGGCGUCGACGUCACCGGUGAGCGACGGCCCGACACAAUCGAUGGUCAACUCCGGCUCGCCCCUGCCAGAGGUCCCAGCCCCGAUGCCGGCACCACCGCCCCCGCCACCACCACCCUGCCCGCCCCCGAUGCCCAUGGACCCACUGGCGUCCGGUGAUUACAAGCCACCGCCACCCGCACCGAUUCCACCGCCGCCGGCCGGCAUGAUGCAAGCGCCCGAUGGGGCAAUGACGAUUAAGCGAAAGGUCCAAACGAAAUACAAGCUCCCGACAUUGAAUUGGAUCGCCUUGAAGCCCAAUCAAGUGCGCGGUACCAUCUUCAAUGAAUUGGACGACGAUAGAUUGCACAGCUACAUCGAUUUUACGGACUUUGAAGAGAGAUUUAAAAUCGGUAUAGGCACUCACCUCGCCAACGGUACCAACGAAAUCGACGGCCUCCAAAGCUUUCCCAGCAAAAGAUUCAAGAAGCCGGAAAACGUCUCGCUUCUGGAGCAUACGAGAUUACGAAAUAUUGCGAUUUCGCGGAGAAAAAUGGAAAUGCCCGUGGAGAAAGUUAUCACCGCGGUAAACGCGCUCGAUCUUAAAAUUCUUUCGCUGGAGAAUGUGGAGCUGCUACAGAGAAUGGUACCAACGGAGCAAGAGACGAAAGCCUAUCGCGAGUACAUUAUUGAGAAAAAGAACGUGAAUCUUUUAACCGAGGAGGACAAAUUUCUCCUUCAACUUGGCAAAGUCGAGCGCAUAUCAACAAAAUUAUCAAUUAUGAAUUACAUAGGGAACUUCUUCGAUAACGUUCAUCUUAUCGCUCCCCAAAUACAUGCUGUGAUAUCCGCGUCGAGCUCGGUCAAAUGCUCCAAGAAAUUGCGCGCCGUUCUGGAAAUAAUUCUCGCCUUUGGAAAUUAUUUGAACAGCAGUAAGCGAGGUCCCGCCUACGGCUUUAAGCUGCAGAGCUUGGACACACUCCUGGAUACAAAGUCGACUGAUAAGCGAAUGUGCCUUUUGCACUAUAUCGUGGCAACCAUAAGGCUCAAAUUCCCAGAGCUCGUGAAUUUCGAGUCCGAAUUGAUGUAUAUCGAUAAAGCAGCGACAGUAUCGCUUGAAAAUAUAACGACCGACGUUCACGAAUUGGAAAAGGGCAUGGAUCUCGUUCGUAAGGAAUUCGAGUUACGUGGGAAGGAGAAGCACAAUACGGUGCUACGCGACUUUCUUAAUAAUUCAGAGGAAAAGCUACGUAGAUUAAGAUCGGAUGCCAGGGCAGCUGGUGACGCCUUCAGGGAAUGCGUCGAAUUUUUCGGCGAAAGUCCACGGCAAGCCGAUGCCAAUACCUUCUUUUCACUUCUCGUACGAUUUGCUCGAGCAUUCAAGGCUGCGGAUCUGGAGAACGAGCAACGCAGGCGACUGGAAUUGGCGGCCGCUGAGGCUUUAAGCACAUCCGAAGAAGUCAUCAAGAGGAAUAAGUUGAAUCAAAAGAAGCAGCAGGAUGCUGUCAUAAACGAACUAAAGAACAAGACUAGACUCGUUCAAGAGAAGAAACUGCUGCAACAGGACGAGGUUUACAAUGGAGCAUUGGAAGAUAUCCUGUUGGGUUUGAGGUCGGAGCCUUAUCGUCGAGCAGACGCUGUGCGGCGAAGUCAGCGUCGUCGUAUUGAUAAUCACAGACUCUCGCGCACUGCCGAGGAGUUGGAAUUAUAAUUCGUUUAUCUGUUUUCUCUUUCUCCCGGGAGAAAUGAAACGAGCGAGCGAUUCAUGACAAUUCUCUUAUAAGUGUACAAAGUGUAUGUGUUACUUGGAGGUUGGUCAGUUUCCAAAUAACGGCAAGCAAUUUGGUUUAUUGAUAAUACCAAAUGUUGAUCGAGUCCUCGGGGCUCUCGAUCGUCGAUUUAUUAAUUUAAUUAUGAUUUGCUGAAUUUUCAGUGCUUU
Molecule: messenger RNA, 3674 nt
Organism: Ceratosolen solmsi marchali
Lineage: Eukaryota; Metazoa; Arthropoda; Insecta; Hymenoptera; Agaonidae
Gene: Frl
Product: formin-like protein
Exons: 17
Coding region: 108-3446 (1112 amino acids)
Biological process (GO): regulation of cell shape; cortical actin cytoskeleton organization; cell migration
Cellular component (GO): cytosol
Molecular function (GO): actin filament binding; small GTPase binding
Source: RefSeq, a predicted model, not a curated record